This is a messenger RNA of Manduca sexta (tobacco hornworm), 11998 nucleotides long. It is a transcript of the gene larp, whose product is annotated as la-related protein 1. Bases 489 to 4352 code for a protein of 1287 amino acids. The transcript has 28 exons. Gene Ontology annotation, molecular function: RNA cap binding. Gene Ontology annotation, biological process: mRNA stabilization; positive regulation of translation. NCBI's taxonomy places the organism in Eukaryota, Metazoa, Arthropoda, Insecta, Lepidoptera, Sphingidae. Gene Ontology annotation, cellular component: cytosol; cytoplasmic stress granule. The record is from RefSeq and is a predicted model, not a curated record.
AAAUUUAGAAGUCAUAGCCUUCCGCAAGUUCCGUGUGUGUUGCGGAAAAAUCCCUUUUUGGGCGUCCGACCACAUGUGUGAAUUGUGAACGAAAUAUGGUUCUGUUGUGAUUUUACGUUUUAAAAACACAUUUUCGCCUAGAACAGUACACGUCAUCGGUCAAUACGGUACGUGCGGCCCGUUCAGUGUUGAAAAAAAGUUGGAACGAGCCGACGGAAGUGAAUUUUUUCGAUGUAAAUACGCUUCGGCCAGGGUCAGUGCGGUGUGCUCACUAAAACGCGCAUAUAGCCACGGGAACGCGUGAUUUUGUGUUCUGUUUGUGUUUUUGACCUUCACGGCGACCGAUCGGGACGUAUAUCGGUAUUCGGCGUCGAAACGAAUUUGUUGGGUUAACCCAACAUGGCUUGUUGAGGCAUGGAGGCGCGCUCGUGAUCCCCUCACGGCGCGGAGCGCGCGCCCGGCCUUACAUAAGCGACGGCAGCGGCGGCAUGGCCGCGCGCGUCUCGGCCGAGGGCGCAGGGCCCUCGUACGCAUCCGUCCUCAACUUUAGAGGUGCUGAGAGCAACAAGGAAAACAUUGAGCUAGAACCGCCUAGCGAGGAGGCGGUGGACGCGCCGCCGCGGCCCGACGACGAGGAGGAGGAGGGCUUCGUGCCGGUGAUCUCGCACGCGCGCCGCCCGGGCAAGGGUCGCCGCGACCGCGAGCGCAAGGCGCCGCAGCGUCCGCACAAGGGCGCCGCGCAGCCGCCGCAGACGGAGCCCCAAACCUCCCAGGAGCAGCAGCAGCAGUCGGCCGAAUCCCAGCCCAAGAAGUUUGUUGAAGCGCCCAUACCCAAAGUAAAUCCGUGGCAGCACUCGGCUUGUCCUCAGGUGAGAGGCGGGAGCACGGGUGCUCCGCCCCCGGCGCCGCCAGCGAUCGUCGAGCAGGAGAAGAGAGCGCCACUGCAGCCGCAGCAGCAGGGCAGGGCGCAGCAGUUGCCAGAACCGGUGGCGGUGCCUCCACCGCCAGUCGUCAAGCCGGCGAUAGUCAAGCCGCCGAAGAACCCUAAGAUCAUUCAGAAGGCGUCAGACUUCACCGACAUUGGCGAUUGGCCGACGCUUGGCGCUGUGGCAGCUUCGAGAUGUCACUCCACACCACCACACGAUGCGGACUCCUCGCAUCACAACGGCAACGCGGAUCAGGAACGGAAGCCGUUGGAGGAGCACCAUCCCCAGCAUCAGCACAAUCAGCCGAAGGUUGAGAAGGUGGAGCCUACUCAAAACCACCACGGGCACAACGACAAACACCACGACAAGGCUAAGAAUUCAGGCGCGGGCAAGGGUGGCAGCAAAUCGGGCAAGCACAAAUGGGUGCCCCUGGACAUAGACGUGAAAGCAGCUAGACCUGGCAAGCACGGACCUCCGCAUGGCGCCAGGCCUGAUAAUGACACGGUAUCGCUGAACGGCGAGGAGCGCUCGCGCGGCUCAGGUCGAGCGAGGGGCGCGGGGCGCGGCGGCGCGCGGGGCGGAGCGCGGCGGCCGACCGCACGUCCAGCCUCCGCGCUGCCCUCGCUGCCGGCGCACCACCACCACCACGUGUUCCACCACCACGAGUUCGCGCACCACCACGACUUGGCGCAGGUACGCGUCGGUCAAUCGGUCAGCGGCGUUGCUCAGGGUCUGGUGGUGCCGUACCCUGGCCUGGCGCUGGGUGCCGGGCUCGGAGCAGGCCUCGGAGCUGGAUUAGCCCAGGCGUAUUACUACGGUGCGGCGGCGGCGACUGCGGCGCCGUACGGAAUCGGACUAGACCAGGGCACGCUGAAGGAUUUGAUCAAGAAACAGAUCGAAUACUACUUCAGCCCGGACAACCUGGCGCGCGACUUCUUCCUUCGCCGCAAGAUGGCCGCCGACGGGACCAUCCCCGUGACGCUUAUAGCUUCGUUCCACCGCGUGCGGGCCCUCACCGGAGACAUGCAGCUGAUCAUAGAAGCUAUACGGGAUUCUGACAAACUGCAGCUUAUCGGCGGGUUCAAUGUACGAACCGCCUUCGAGCCGUUAAAAUGGCCCAUACUAGACAUAACGUCACCAACAAUCGAAAACGAUAAGAUUCGAGCGAUCGACGCCGAGAAGCCGAAAGCCGAAGACUCAAAAGACAAGAGCCCAGAGCCGGAAGUGAUCGAGGGAGAAGCUGGUGAGGGACGCGAAGGAGAGCGAGAAGAUCGAGGCUCCGAGCAUAGAUGGGGAAGAAAGAAGAUGGAGCAGCAUGUGGUGGAUUCAGAGACUGAUAACGGUGCUAAAAUUGAUGAAACAGAGAUUCCACCUGAAGAAAUGAAAGAGGUAAAAGAAGAAAAAACAGAGAAACAAGAGACGGAUGAUAAGAAAUCUGAUUCGAACGAAGAUCCACCGCUGCAGUCGGAGAGUGUAGAAGAGAAACCCGGAGAGAAACGGCGAAAGAAGCAAAUGGUGGGCAUUUUCCCGCUGGCCACGAUGGGGGGUCCGCUGGUCGCGCCCGUGUCGAGUUUGUUGAGGGCCGUGCCCCCGCCGCCGCUGCCAAGGAUGUUCCGCAGCACUCGCGGCGCGGGGGGCGCGGGGGGCGCGGCACCGGCGGCCGGCGUGGCUGUGAGUGCAGGUUCGAAUGCUGCUGCAGCACACAACGACCAUCUCAACCCAGACGUGCCUGAGUUUGUGCCGCAGAACACCAGGAAAGAAGAGUCGAGCGAUAAAAUGGAUCAAAACGACGGCACUCCCGGCUCGGGACCUCUGAGCCCAAAUUCCGAACAAAACACUGACGCUUGGACUGAGGUGAAACGCCGCACGAAGGCGGGGUCUCGGGAGCGCGCGCCGGCGCCGGGCGCUGUAGCCGCCGCCGAGCCGCCCGACGACGAGCCGCGCGAGGAGCUGCACUUCCAACUCGACGAGGAGCUAGACCUGCCGCCGCCCCGCCACAACACUUUUACUGAUGCUUGGUCCGACGAGGAAUCAGACGCGGAGUUCACCGAUCGCGAUGUGGGCCGUCUUCUGAUCGUGACGCAGACGACUGCGCGUGCGCACAAGCACGAUGGACACGACCGUCAAGGUGACUGGACCACGCGCACAAAGAUCACCCAGGAUUUGGAACAGGUGAUCACCGACGGCUUAAGAAGAUACGAAGAGGACUUAUGGAAUGAUACGGAUUAUACAUCAAACGUGGGCGCGGCGUCGUCGUACCGCACGGUGUCGCUGAUCUCGCGCGAGCAGUUCGAGCAGGCCGUGCCCACCGAGCGCCACCGCAACCCGCCCGACCCGCCGCCGCCGCCGCCGCACAGGAACAUGGAGCUGCCCGAGCAGGCGGGCGGGCCGGUGAAGCGGCCGCGUCGCACGGCGCGCUUCUACGCGGCCAGCAAGGACCCGCACGCCACCGACGUCAUAAGCAGCAGGAAGCACAAGACUAGACACAGCCUCAACCCGCCCGUGGAGCAUCACAUCGGGUGGAUCAUGGACGUGCGCGAGCACCGACCCCGCACACACAGCACCGGGUCGUCGCUCGGCACCUCGCCGACGCUAGGCUCGUCGUGCGGCUCCGUCCCGCAAUCGCUGCCCACCUUCCACCAUCCGAGCCACGGACUACUCCGAGAGAACCACUUCACGCAACAGGCGUAUCAUAAAUACCAUUCUAGGUGCCUUAAAGAACGCAAGAAGCUCGGUAUUGGGCAGUCGCAGGAGAUGAACACGCUGUUCAGAUUCUGGUCGUUCUUCCUUCGGGAUCACUUCAAUCGGACCAUGUACAAUGAAUUCAGGAUGUUGGCGAACGAGGACGCCGCGGAAGGCUUCCGAUACGGCCUAGAGUGUUUGUUCCGUUUCUACUCGUACGGGCUGGAGCGCAAGUUCAGACCUGAGUUGUACCAGCACUUCCAGCAGGAGACCAUCGCUGAUUACGAGAAAGGCCAAUUAUACGGACUAGAGAAGUUCUGGGCGUUCCUGAAAUACUACAAGCAUGCCAGCGCGUUGCAGGUGGACCCAAAGCUGGAAGGGUUCCUGGACAAAUUCCAGAGCAUCGAGGACUUCCGUGUGCUUGAGCCGGCGCUGAACGAGUUGCUGGCGGCGGCGGGCGGGCACGCGCCGGGCCGGCCGCACGCGCGCCGCUACGAGCGGCACCGCUCCGUGUCCGAGAGCGAGCGCCGCGCACACUACAAUCGCAGCGGUGGCGGCGGCGGCGGCGGCGGCGGCAGCGUGGGCGGCGGCGCGCAGGCGCACGGCGCGGCGCACGCGGCGCUCCCCGCCAGCAGCAACCGCGGCCGCGCCGGCUCCUGCGGCGCGCAGAGCGUCGUCGCCGACGCGCGCCCCCGCGUGACAUCCAAGAAGACCGACCGCCCGCAGGCCGAGUCGACGCAGUAAUACAGCGCAGUUAGUGUAAAUAACGUUCACGUUGUGAGACCAGACGUUAAAAGUGAUGUGUGCUACUUAAAAUUAGUUUCGUUACGCAUUUUAUAUAAAAGUGUUGACUCGCGCGUGUGUGGUGUGCGCGAGGGAUGCGGCGCUGUGCGCGUCAACGCACCGACACGACGCGACGACGCCGACACGACAUUGUCGUGAGCCACCACACGACGUGUGCGCACGUCACGGGCGCGCGUAACGUGACGUCACACGCCCGCGGCUCGCGCCGGGGACUGGGUUCGACACCUUGGCAUGGCAUAGAGAAAACGCCAUAUUCAGUAUAAUAGUAUUGGCUCGAUAGUAACAAUCGUAAAGUCGUAUCGAUACUGGUAAAUUUUUAGAUCGAUAGAAACGAUCCCAAUAGCUUUUUUUGGAUCCGUGGCGAAAAUUUACCAAUCAGAGCAAUUGUAUGGACACGCUCACAAAUGAUUUGCUUUGAUUGGUCUAUUUUUGGCAUCGGAUUGAAUAAACUGGCCCUGAUUGGUUCGCUGUCGAUUCAAAGUUUAAAAUCGUCUGAAAUAAGCUCUGUAUCACGGAUAUAUCGGUUAAACUGUGUGCACACACAAGGAAUCGAACCAUAGUCCGCGACGCGACGCCGCGGGCACGCCGUGCGCUUUCUAAAAAAUAAUUAUGAUAUUUUUUUUUUGGUCGGUUAAUUUUGUUUUUAGUGUUUACAAUAGGUCGGACUGCCUUCUAGGUUUAGACUUCCGAUUAUGAAAUAUAGUUUACGCGUUUCCCGUUCGAGUCUAGUACUCUUGUCGGAGUCUUGUGUCAUCAAGAUCAGCAAAAGCCACGUUAGAGAAAUCAAUUGUUGCUAGCAAUGAUCGUACGCAACGGCGAGGCAAUUCUCGCUCACGUUGACGUGUGAAAUUCAACCGUUUAUUGCUUGCAAUAAUUGCUUUAUCUAACAGCGGUUUUCAAUAAACAAUUUUAAUCCGAUUCGGUAAAUGAACCGGUCAAAACUAAUUUGUAUUGUCAAUAACUCUGUUCUGAUAGGUUCAUAGUGUGGUGGGAAUUGUUUAUUGAAAAAUGUCGAGUCUUGACAAGUCUCAGACGCAUUCGUCGAGUCCGCGGACUCCCGAGCCCCGGGAUUCGUUAGCUAUUCACAGUUCUUUUGUAAAUAUGACUCGAUUGUUAUGGUUGCUUGUUUAGUAAAAAAAAUAAAAAAUAAAAAUAAUUAAAAUAAUGGUCAUUAAUCGCAAAGUUUAGGUACGGACGGUGUUCUAAAUACAUUUUUACAUUUAUUAAUUAUUAUUAUUCAUUAAAAUGGUAAGUUCCUAAAUGAUAGUGUUUACGGUCGAUAUGUGCUAUUUGGUAUUUUUUUUUUAGGUUUUUUUUCUUUUAUUCGUGUUUUUUUUUUGUUGUUUUUUUUUCGAUUUCGCGCGGUCACACGCGAGCGUUGGUUGCUGUUGUUUUGAUUCGUUGUUUUAUUUGGCUUAUUGCAGUAAUAUAUAGCUGUUUGACUGCAUAUUAUGCGUAUUAGUGUAGCUUCUAAUACCAUUUAAAGUUGAUCAAAUUAAACCAUUUCAUGAGUUGACCAAAAAAAACACUAUAAACUCACCUCCAAGGCUAAACUAACAAAUGAAUCAAAAUAACGGCUUCCAACGACACCUAACUAACUAGACAGGGUCUGUGGAAGCUUUGAACAGAGGUCUGUAGACCUCACAGCAGUCUCUGAGGUCCCACUGACCCUAAAACUUGAAUGGUAAAAAUGUUAACGGUGGACGUGUUGUGUCAGAAGUAGAUGCUUAGUAUUUUGUAAAAAAGAAAUCUAAGUAAUUAUAAAAACUAUGUGAUGAUAAUAAUUUUAAUAAAAUCACAUUUUCAUUGCUUUUAAUUCAGACAAAUAUAACAAUAAUAAGCAGCUCUAUUAAGGCUUCAUAAAAAAAAUAAUUUCAAUAUUUUAUGUAGUCAAUUCCAAAUGUCAAUAUCCUUCUGUAACCACAACGCGUCCACCUGAAAAAAUUAUAACGGAUGUAAAAUCACGCGAACAUGUUGAGAUUAUGCUGUAUUUGCUGUUGGUGGGGACAAAUAUUAGUGACCAGCUUUUGAUUGCAGUUCGCUCGGCAGUUAUUAAGGGAUAACAAGUCAAUAGCAUUCGGGAGUAAUGUAGCUUACUUAUUGAAAGAAUUUUCAAAAUUGAUUCAGUAGUUUUUUUAUAACAGCACGACAAAGUCACCCCGUUUCACCUGGAUAAGUGGGGGUCCAAUAGAAUGUCGACUGACGAGAGAUGAUUACCCCUCAGUCGACACAAUUAUGCCUGUUGGAACUGUAUAUACACAGGCUGAUCCCGGAACGCGACACUCGUGGGCCACUAUGGCGGGUUUUAACGCCUUGUGUACGGUCGCUAUCCAGGCGGAUAUAAAAUACAUCCUACCACCAGCAAAUGAGUCAUCAGCUAACUAUAUUGCCAAACUGUCAUUAUAAACAUACCGCUAGAUAUUUUUGGCUAUCAACAGCAGAUAUAGGUAAUUUUAACGUGUGGCGCGAUGCUUGGAUUUUCUAAUCGUGGAGAACUGUUCAUUACAGGACUGGCUGAAUGUAAAUUGUAUGUAUGAUAUGGCAACACUGAAGUUAGGCUGUCAAAGAUUUGGCGGAAUAUUUGAAUUUGUAUAUUGCAGUAAUUUGAUAAAUUUUGCUAAGUGAGCGUUAGAAAUUAUCAAAAUUUACAACAAUGAUUGAUGUCAAGGUGUAACCGAAAUUCAUUUCUACUAAUUUGGUAGAAAAUAAAAUUUCUACCAAUACAUUAUUGGCAAGUAUGGAGAGUAAUACAAAUUUAAUAUUACAAAAUAACUUGUUAGACGACUUACUCGCUUGUUGUAUAUAACACCGACUUGUCCGUUAAACAGUUUCUCCAAAACGAUAUGUAAAUAACUUAGGAUACUUGUAACCAUGGUAAGUAAGGCGAAGGAGCGUUUUAAAAAACGCCGAAAAUGUGUAGCGUUUUUAUUACCGCGCAACAUAGUAAAUUUCAUCGUUGCGUACAAAUAUGACAAUAUAGCUAACUCACGUUAUAGCUGUGGAUAUUUUAGUUUAAUACGCAGAAAUAUAGUUGUCUCGCUCACUCAUAUAAUUUAGAAUGAAAGAGGCGAUCAUUGGCUGGCCAAUCAGGAAAUAGACAAUAAUGUUUGCAUUUUAUUUUGUUUUUCGCUAUUACGGCCCUUUCAUUCUAAGAGGUUAAGAUCCCUAAAGUCUAUCGUUUAGUAAAUCUUCACGUUGCUAAUUAAUUUUACGGUAAUUAUAGUCUAUUAAUGCUUUUAUCGAUAGUCAAUCGAACGAUAUGUCGCGUUACUAGCUUAUUUUCGAUGUAGUUUGCACAAUUUAUCGACUAUUACAAAUAUAGUGGUUUUCUACGUGAUUGAAUGAGAUGUCGAACUGGUUCAUAGGUACGCGUUUUUAAAAACGCCUGUAAAUCAAACGAUUAUCGCAGCGUUUUUACUGCCGUUUUUACACAUUAAAACGCCAAUGCGCAAGUGUUCAAAUAAAGCAAUAAUACUUGACGCCUUACUCAGGAAAGUAAAUGAAGUUUAAAAAAAUACUUAAUUCAUUAUUCCGCCCACGUAAAAGUGCGGCCCAAUUAUGCUAGGCAGCGCCAAGAGAAUAGAAAUAUCUCUAUGUGGCUUGUACUGAACAACAUUAACUCCAAAAAAGCGGAUAUGACCAUCAAAUGUUGUUAUUUUCUUGGUCAGGUUAUUCAUAUAAUAAAGCAUAAAAGUGAAAUAGACGCCGUAUAGCUGAAAUGGAACGAAUAUUUCACUUAAUACCACCACCUUUUCCCUUCAGUGGUAGGCAGGGAUGUGAAAUAUUUCACCAGCUAUUUAAGUUCCAUGUAAUUAAAGGCGAUUUUAUAUAUUUUCUGAGCAUUAUUAUAUCAAGUCACGAAAAGGCUUACCAAACGCUGUAACAUUCGUGCGUGGUUUAGAUUUAACUGACGAGUUAACUAACUAACGCUAUAAUUAUAGUUAACUGAUAUAGUGAACUAGUUAACUAACCUCAGUUAAAUUCGCCAGUUAAAGUUAAUCUAACGCGCGGUCAAACACGACAUGACUUGCUCAACUUUCUUCUAUGUGAUUCUAGGUUUAUGUAAUGCCGGACAUUCGACCCACGUCAUAGAUCGUACGAUAAAAUCUGUCGGUUCCGACAAAAUCUGUAUGGUUUUGGCCUCUUAUACGAGUUGUUUAUGUCUAGGCGCAGGCGCUAUUUAUAAGCUAUUAAGCGCUUUGGAUGCCUAAAAAACUGACUUAGCAUACGAUUUUGUCGUACGAUUUAUCGUAUUGAAAAAAGGUCGGUUGUAGUUUCGUUUGUUUUUCAAAUACAUGCUUAGCUUCUUGAACUGUCAAUAAUGUUGUCUAAUCUGCAUGACCCAAUACAGGAUGUUGCAAAAAUGAGGAAUCAAAAUUAAACCACGCUAAAUAAAUACUAAUUAUUUUGGCAACAACCUGUAUUAAUUCAAUUUACGAAAAGCCUUGCCAUUCUAAACCGUAUUUCAAUCAUUAUAAGAGUGAUAAAGCAAUCGAAUACAGCAGACCAAACGUAAUGAAGACUUAAUCAGACAUGCCUUAUGAAAUUGUUUUAAAACCACAAUGCGCUUAUGAUACUGCCAAUACAGCGUUAAGUGUGUGUCGUGAAAAAAAAGCCCUUUCACCAACCUGUCCCUAACUUGGGCGACGAUAAUGAGGUAUAAAUAAGGUGCCGUUCAAGUGUUAAGUAACGCAAUUUGGAAGGGAGGGGGGCUCUUGUAAAACGUUACGAUGUUACAGGCGCGGGAGGUGGGUCGGACAAAGCGUUAUGUUACAUUGUUAUUUUAAGCAUCUCCCUCAUCAACCCUUGAGGCAUCUCAAUGUUUGCCGGCAAACAUGACAGCUACAUUGACAUUUACGUGUGUCACGGGAAUAUAACCUUAUAUACUACAUAAUAAGGUUAUUUUUCCGUGACACGAGUAAUGUCAUGUAGCUGUCAUGUUUGCCGGCAAACAUUGAGAUGCUUUAAGUGUUUAAACAGUAGCAAAGGUAAAUAGCGACUGUUUGAUACUUUGCUCAACAUAAUUGCAAGAAUUAGAAAAAAAUAAUAAUUUAGAGUUACGUAACUUUUGGCAGGGGGCGGGCGCGUUCGGGAAAACGUUACGGCGCGUUACAGUGGCGGAGGUGGUUCAAAAAUCUUCGAAAAUUGCGUUACGUAAUACUUGAACGGUCCCUAAGGAGUAAUAUUUCCCCAAGGUGCGUUGAAUGUCGCGUCCAAGUUAGGGAAACGUCGGCGAAAACGAUAAUCGUGAACUGCCGAUAAAAUCGUAUUUAAAAUGAGUCAAAUUAAGUAUAACAAAAUCUUAUAGUUAAAUGUUGCUUUUGCGCGAUGAAAUUUGAGCCUUAAUAUAACGAUAUAAGUAAUAUUUGAACGUAAGUUGGCAGGUUUGGUUGACCAUUUUGUAACAUUCGACCUCAACGAAGAUAUAACGACGCAAUAUUAGGAAAUGUAUUAUUUUUUUGUUUGUUACGCGGUUGGUUAAAUUAGAUUGUGUGUAUAUGUGCUUUAGGGGAUGGUUAGCAUGUAGAGCCGUUGGUCCUGCUGAUUUCUCUCCGGUCGUGUCGUCUCACCGGACUAUGAAAAGGAACAGAGAGUGCUUGUGUAUUGCACACACUCGUGCACUAUAUAAAACACCUUGAGAAUGGCCGCCAUAGUCGAAAUUCGGUUAAGAAUAAUCAUCGGGGCAUGAUAGAAUUACUUACGAAGUAUAUUCCAAUGAAAUCUAGACAAUCUGUCAGAAGGUUCAAAAAUAAACAUCAAAUAAAAAAAUCUACUUUUCAACUAACGGUUAGUUAUUUCAAACAAAAUAUGUACAGUGAAGUACUCAUGUGGUUGACAUUAAAUCUGAAAGCGUAAGAUAUAUUUAUCAAUAUAAGAUACAAACUAGUACUCAAUAAAUUAUUUAAAGUAUGUAACCGCCGCUCUCAGAAAACCAUCCCAAUUCUUUCGAUCCGUCGCCAAAACUGGCCAAUGAGAGCAAAGUUUUAUGAAACAAAUGACUGAUUGGUUUGUCGAGUUUGGAAGAUAGACUCGUUCAUAAGAACUGCCGUAGAAUGCCCGUAUAUUACUUCCUACAGCUUCAACACAGACAUUUUAAUCUGCAUUUUAUUUUAACUUGAAUGGAUGGAGGUGUUGUGAUCUAAAAUGUUAGAAAAAGUCAUAUAGUAUAGGGUGUGUUGGGUAACUUCGCAUCGGAGGACUGUUGCUUCAAAAUUAUGUGUACAAGGUGUAGAAACUACAAUGACAUACUAGUCAUUUUGAUUUGGAUUGACUGCAAAACAGCGACAUAUAAAAAUGCUACAAUUUAUUAGUCAUUUCCAAUUAUUAAUAGAAGAUAUAAAAUUCUCCAACUUUUAUAUUAUGGCUUCCAUCGUUUAUCAGUGAUUUUGCCAAUAUCGAGUAAUAGCAGAUUCAAAACAAAAAUAAACUAUAAUCAUAUGGCCAUUUUUUGAACAUAACACCUUCAUACGUUCCGUUUAUUUUCAAUCAAUUUCUGUCAACUUAUGUCGUAUUAUUGACAGUGAACGUAGCUUCGAACCACAAAUAUAGCAUGAAGGUAUACGCGAUCCGUGUUUAAUUGUCGAUGUUUGGUAAUAAUGGAUCAGUUAAACUCGGAUCGACGUUUGUAAGCAUGAAUUAUUAGUUUUAGUAUGUAAGUGUGAAGAUAUUUUUAAAUUUUUAUUAUAUUAGUUGCGUUGAAGUUUGUUUGUUUCGGAAUCGCGUGUUGAAUCGAUUUUGUGAAUUUUGUCAUAAAUAAAUACUGCCUUAUUAAUGUUUGAAAUAAAAACAAAAUAAGUAGAUUUUUAUUAACGAAGAAAAUAUUGAUUUAUUAACAAUAGAUGUGAAAUUAUGCAAACUCUUUUUUAUUUGAAUAUAAUUAUUUAAAAUUUUCAAUCAAGUCACUCUUGCCUUAAUAAUCGACUUGGUAUUUGUAAUAACAUUGCUUCCAAACUACAAUACUUAGACAUGGCAAUAACUUUUUUUUUAAUAAUGGAUUUUGCAAAAUUGUAAAUACGUUGGCAGCAGUGGCUUACAUUUUGUUUCGCGCGCGGUUCCAAAACAUAUUGCACAUAACAUAAAACAAAUCCACGUACAAUUCAUUGAAACAUGUUAAUUGUACGCAGGCGCGGAUUUGGGGAACCUUUAUGUGGUCAUUAAUUUUUUUAAGUUCCGUUUUUCGUCAGUAUGUUGUGUUUCGCCUUGUAGAGUAGCGUUAAGUGAUGUAAAAAAUUGUUUUCUUUUUCUACGGUUGUAUGUAUAAAUUUAGUUUUGGAUAAGUUAAUUGGUUUGAAAUUGUGAGUGUUUGCCAAAAAUCAUGUAACUGUGUUCCCUGAAUGCGCGUCGGUUGGAUUCGAGUUGAUGAAAUGUAUAAAUGAAAACACAAAAAAUUAUCAUUAAGUGUAGGUUAAGUGUUUAACAGUGUCUGGACAAUGGUCUAAUGACCGGACGUGUUGUAAAAACGAAUGCUUAGCGUAAGUGGCGGUAAGGCGGCGGGGGGUCCGGGCCCCGCGCCGGUACCUUAAGGCUGUAACUUAUAUAUUAUAUACAUAUUAUUAUAUUGAUAAAUAAAUUAAUUAUAAAAACCA